Messenger RNA from Boleophthalmus pectinirostris (great blue-spotted mudskipper), 2795 nucleotides. It is a transcript of the gene eogt, whose product is annotated as EGF domain-specific O-linked N-acetylglucosamine (GlcNAc) transferase. The record is from RefSeq and is a predicted model, not a curated record. The transcript is spliced from 16 exons. Gene Ontology annotation, cellular component: endoplasmic reticulum lumen. The coding region runs from base 133 to 1704 and encodes 523 amino acids. Gene Ontology annotation, molecular function: protein N-acetylglucosaminyltransferase activity. Lineage: Eukaryota; Metazoa; Chordata; Actinopteri; Gobiiformes; Gobiidae.
GUCAUGGCGACCACCACCGGCGUCUCUGCGGCUUCAGUCUGGAGGAGCUGAGCGGAGCACCAAGAGCGAGGAAGAGUCCCAGAGGUCCACAAGGAGAGAGUGGCUGUGUCCCAUGUUGUUUUGGCUCUGACUAUGUGGCUCUUGGUGGUGGGCACAGUUUCUUGUUUAAUUGUGCUUUCAUCUGAAGUGACUGAGGACCACAGCCACAUACAAGAAGCACAGCUGGACUACAGCAGGAUUUCCCUGCCACCAGAGCACAUACCGUACUUCCUCAACAACAACAAGAGGGUCACCAAGAUAUGCCGCAAGGACGCACUUUGUCCUUUUAAAGAAGCUCUGGAGGACCAAUCAGCAUGUUGGGGUUAUGAAAAGAACUGUGAUCCAAAGAAGAGCUUUGGUUAUCCUGUUUGCACUAAAGUCGACACAGGAUGGGCACGUACACUGGAAGCAGCCCAGGAAGUUUUCUGGAAGCAGGCUGAUUUUGGUUAUGUGAAGGAGCGCCUCUCUGAGCUCAAAGUAUUGUGCAAGCCCACCAAGCCUGGAGAUUCCACAUUGAAAUGCAGCAGCCACACUCGAUUCUGUAAGGCAACAAACCUUUAUUUGGACUUGCGGAACCCUCGGCGAGGCCAUGAGAGAUACAAGGAUGAUUUCAUUCAAAGGGGUGAGAUUGGUGGCAGCUGUCGUCUGAACAAGCGUGCACUAGCUUCUGCCGGAGAGCAUAAGAGCCCUUUACAAUCCUGGUAUGCUGAACUACAGACCUACACAGAGUUAAACUUUCAACCCACUGAUGCCCAACAUUGUGACCUGAUAAUAGACAAGCCUACUAUCUUCAUGAAACUGGAUGCAGGUGUGAACAUGUACCAUCACUUCUGCGACUUUGUGAACCUGUACAUUUCACAACACAUCAACAACUCCUUCAGCACAGACAUCAACAUCGUUAUGUGGGACACGAGUAACUAUGGUUAUGGGGAUCUUUUUAGUGAAACAUGGCAGGCCUUCACAGACUUUGAUAUCAUCCACCUGAAGACCUAUGACUCUAAACAAGUUUGCUUUAAAGAUGCUGUCUUUUCCCUCCUUCCGAGAAUGCGAUAUGGCCUUUUUUACAACACUCCUCUAAUUUCCGACUGCUCCAGUGAAGGGCUGUUCAGGGCAUUCUCACAACAUGUCCUCCACCGACUGCACAUUGCUCAGGCUGGACCAAAGAAGGGGACAGUUCGGGUCACCCUGCUGGCACGUAGCACGGAGCACAGAAGGAUUUUAAACCAAGUUGAGCUGGUAAAUGCCCUGAAGACGGUGCCAUUACUGGAGGUCAAUGUGGUUGACUACAAAUACAAGGAUGUUCCUUUCCUGGAGCAACUGAGGAUCACCCACAACUCUGACGUGUUCAUCGGGAUGCAUGGGGCAGGUCUCACACACCUGCUCUUCCUCCCAGACUGGGCGGUCAUAUUUGAGCUAUAUAAUUGUGAGGAUGAGAGCUGCUAUCGGGAUUUGGCGCGUCUGCGGGGCAUCCGAUACGUGACUUGGCAGAAAAUGGGCAAAGUGUUCCCCCAGGACAAGGGGCACCACCCGACUCUGGGAGACCAUCCAAAGUUUACAAACUACACUUUUGAUGUGGAGGAGUUUAUGCGCAUCGUGUUGGAGGCAGUGGAUUAUGUCACUGAACACCCCAAAUGGAAACAUCCCACACUACACGAUGAACUAUGAGGGAGAGUCUACUGUUCUGCUCUGGAGGCUCAUAGGAGUUUGAAUGAAAUGGAUACCUCAGCUCUUACCAGCAACUUGACACUAGAUUACAAUUUAUGUAUUUUGUUUUAUCCCAAAGGAGUGAAGGAAAUUAAGGGACUACUCCAAUUUAUGUCCACAAGCCACGCAUACUUCACACUGUACUUCUUCCCAUGAGGACAGUAUUAGCCAAAAUGCAGUAGCCACAAGAUUGCUGCAUAUUUGACACCUUGUCGUAUUUUAUCAGUGUUAGUGCCUCUUUAAGCCCAUGUAGAGGAACAGACUUAUCUAAACAUUGACAUACCAGUUACACAGCUAAUAGAAAUGAAGCAGCCUACGUUCCCAAUUACUUCAGUAUGACAUAAGCAAUUGAGUUAUACAUAUUCAUACUGUCCAUCACCUGCACAUUUGCCACUGACUGGAUCAUUUGUCCAGAUUUUUUUAUACAAAUAUUUUUAAACUGGAACACAGGUAAGAAUAUAAUGAUUUGUCAAAUAUGUCUGAAUGUUUACUCAAAAAGAUCUAUUUUGGCUAUCAAGAUAAAGCACUAAUAACAAGCUAAACCAGCGCUGCUACACUACACCAAACCAGUGUUUUUUGUAAAGCUAGUGUCUUGAACAUUUCAAACUACUUUGUAAAGCAAAGAAAUACUGACUAACUAUUUAUUUGUCGACCCAGUCUUGAUGUUUUCUGAUUCUCGCACUAUUUUUACUUGUCUCUCUUAUAAAAUGCUUUAUUCAUUGCUUUGCUGUUUGCUACUGAAACUUUUAAUGUAUUAUUAUUAUUUUUUUUAAUCUAAGGGAGUGUACAGUAAUUAUGGUCAGUUCUAUACGCUGCUUUUUUGCGUCCAGAAAGUAUUACUUAAGUUGCCCAAAAAUGUAAGCACAAUUUUGCUGCCUGAUGCAAUGGUCAGGAGUAUUUGUUUCUGCUCAGAAUACUGCUUUUGUGGCAUUUUGUACCAUGUUUUAUUUAUGGAUAAAAUCACGUUGAACUGACUCAGAGUUUUUUGGUUAGCUCUGGCCAAUUUAUAACAGUGUGGAAUUUUCAAAUAAAUAAUUCUGAAAUUGCUGAAA